Messenger RNA from Biomphalaria glabrata, 10831 nucleotides. RefSeq names its product 1-phosphatidylinositol 3-phosphate 5-kinase-like. The record is from RefSeq and is a predicted model, not a curated record. The transcript is spliced from 48 exons. Gene Ontology annotation, biological process: phosphatidylinositol metabolic process; intracellular signal transduction. Lineage: Eukaryota; Metazoa; Mollusca; Gastropoda; Planorbidae. Bases 417 to 7544 code for a protein of 2375 amino acids. Gene Ontology annotation, molecular function: metal ion binding; 1-phosphatidylinositol-3-phosphate 5-kinase activity; ATP binding.
UUUAGAGUCUAGAUUCUAAUUCAAUAAUAACUGAGACUUGAGACGAGACUCAGUUGUAACUUGUGUUGAGACGAGUAGUGUCGUCAGUGUGUAAGUGUAAGACUUGACAUACUAUCAUACUAUACUAGUCUAUUGUCACUAUGACUCACUAUGAGUAUCAUUAUGAUUACUAUGAUACAGUUUUUGAGUAUAAUAAUUAAUAUUACAUCUAGUAAUCUAGAUCUUCUAGAAAUCUAGCGAAGAUCUAUUUUAGAUCUAGUCUACACUUCGUAGAGUACUAAGAGUCAGUAAGAGUUACAAGUUACGGCAGUUACAGUUGGUAAUACAGACACAUCACAAUCACAGUUCACGCCUCUACACACACUGAGACACAGUAUCAUCAUCAUCUGAGACUGCUGAGAGUAUGAGUCCAUGAAAUGGCAUCAAGUGUGGGAAAUAGCACGCCCAGUACCAAAAAGAGAAAACUGUGGGAGGAGUCCCCCAAUACCUUCACAGAGUUUGGAGCUCUGAGUUCUGAUGUGAAAUCUGGAGGUUUUUUCUCACGAUUCUGGAAGAAAAAAGAUACUGAUGACCAAGUCCAGUCAAACCCUCCAGCAUCGUUAAGUGAAGAUGAUUCAGUCAGCAUCUCCAGUCAGGUGUCAGAUAAAGGUCAAGGUGUUUCAGUUGUUGAUGGCAAGGUUGAGAAAAGCUCACCUGUGGCAAGAUUGCCGAGGGGCAACAGUAAAGCCAACAUGAUUGCUGAUGGAGACACUGUCAGUAUAGUCUCGGCUCCUGCCAAGCUGGAUCAGUCAGAUGAAGUGCUGGAGAGUCAGGUGGUGGAGAAUCACAUCCAGCAUCGCACCUUGUCUAGUGUCUUGAGUCGCCUAGGCAGUAUUAUUGAUCAAAGGAGCACUACUCCCCAGACCUACAAAGACAGUGACUUCAAGCAAUACUGGAUGCCUGACAGUAGCUGCCGAGAGUGCUAUGACUGUGGGGACAAGUUCACAAUGUUCCUGCGCCGCCACCACUGCCGAAUCUGUGGCCUGAUAUUCUGCAGCAAGUGUUGUAACCAGGAGUUGCCAGGGAAAAUUAUUGGCUAUAAAGGGGGGAUUAGAGUCUGCACUUACUGCUGUCGUGUUGUUCAAACUUACGCUCAGCAGUCUGCCUCUACAGGAGAUUUCCGUGCCCUUGACCUAAGGGCCAUAUCCCGGUUGUACAGCGAGUCACAGAACUAUGACUUUGGCAACAGAUCUCUUUCACCUAGGGUCACUUCCUGCAUGGAUGAUCUGGCAACACCUUUAAGGGGGGAGUCACUUCCAGAUCUUCCAGGCCUUGCAGCACCGGACUUGACCACACCCUUUGAUUUGACCCCACAGUCUGAGUUUUCUAGUCAGGAAAGCCUUUUGUUAGAGAGUAAGCUACUGAUACAGGAUUCUGUGCAGCUGCGAGAGCUGUGGAGACAAAUCUGCGAUGCCGAAGCAGGUGUGGAGAUGCAAACGCUGAGGAUACGUCUCCGGACUCACCAGAACUGCAUUGUGGGCAAGGAGCUUGUGGACUGGUUGAUUAAAUAUGACAAAGCCGCCACAAGGGACCAGGCAAUAGCCAUUGGACAAGCUUUACUCUAUGCAGGUUAUCUUGACCUUGUUGGCAAUCAGCAGCAUAUGUUUAGAGAUGAUUUUACUUUGUACAGACAUGGAGAGGCAGCUUCUACAUUUGAGAUGAAGCGAGAGCCAGAAGCUAUGCCAACCAUUACUGAAGAGCUAGAGAAGAAUGAACCUCUCUGGUUCCAGGAGAUCAGCAAGUCCAAUGGAGCAGAAGAAGUGUCAAUCCUUCCUGAAGAUUUCAGUUUAAAUGUAGAUACAGACGGACACAAGAGUACCUCAUCAGAAUCUGACUCUAGGACAAUAUUUUAUAUCAAUGAAAGUUCUCACAGUGGCAGCUUUUCAGAGAUACCAAAAUUUUCAGCAAUGAAGGACAUUGCUGAGGAACCACUUCCAAUAGUCGACACUUCAGUGCCUGGACCUUUAGAAGACUUUUUAAAAGGAGACCUCAAAACUUCUAUGGUCAGUACAGACUUAACAUGUCCACAUGGAUGGCGGUCAGUUGAUCAGCUGCGGGAAGAAAACGGAGAAAGACUUGCUUAUGAGAGACUAAAAAAAGCUCACACUGAAUUGUGGCAUGUACUCACCAGGCAGCUGUUAAGUCAACAUGGACUCCUGUUGGGCUGGGAGCCAGUCAUUUCCACAUCUAUCACACAGGUCAGUCAUUUUGUCAGGCCUGAUGUCCGGCAUGAAAUGGACAACAUGGAUAUUAGAAAUUAUGUCCACAUUAAAAAGGUGCCUGGAGGAAAUAAGAACGACACCACCAUGUUUCACGGAGUCAUAUUUACCAAGAAUGUGGCUCAUAAAAAAAUGAGGACUAAAAUUGUCAACCCUCUUAUCUUGCUGCUACAAGGCACCAUUGAGUUUCAGAGAGUGGAGAACAAGUUUUCUUCCCUGGAACCACAGAUCUUACAAGAGAGAGAGUUCAUGAGAAACAGCGUGAUGAAGAUGAUUGCCUACAGGCCCAACGUGGUGGUGGUGGAGAAGUCAGUCUCACGUCUGGCCCAGGAGCACCUGCUUGAAGCUGGCAUCACCUUGUUGUACAAUGUGAAACCUAGCGUGAUGGAAAGACUUGCUAGGUUUACCCAGGCAGACAUUGUGCCCUCAAUUGAUGGACUGGUCAAAAAGCCCAAAAUGGGCUUUUGUCAUGACUUUAGGGUCCAAACCUACAACCUUCCCAACAAGGAGACAAAGACACUGGCAAUAUUUGAUGGAUGUGCCACACAUCUGGGAUGUACUAUUGUAUUGAGAGGAGGGGUGCUGGGAGAACUCAGGAGGGUGAAACACAUCUUAAAGUUCAUGACCUACACUGCCUACAACUCUCUUCUGGAACUGUGUUUCUGCAUGGAUGAGUUUGCCCUCCCACAACCUGGUGCUGAUGAAAUUGGUCAGCCUUUUGAAGGUUUGGAGAACUCUAUGGAAAAAGCCAUCAGUGACUCUUGCCGUGGAACAGAAGAGUCUGUAGAUGGCAGCAAAUCACAGGACGACCAAGAUGAAAUAGAAGAUCCUCACAACAUGUGGAUGGAUGAAUCUGACUCUGAGCUCGAGGAGCAGAUGACAAGUUCUGGGGUAAACAAUGUCAAGGAUUCCAGCGGCAACAACACAGAGACCUCAUCCAUUGAUGACAAAUACAGGGAGGAGUGUUACCCUCACUCUGAAAACAAAGAUAUAUUUAGCAAUGAGUCGCUAAAGCGUGAAAGUGUCCAUCAGGGAAUUUCACAGGGUGGCAGUGAAGGGUUACAUGAAGCUCAAAGUCUGCCAGUUCAACUCAUCAAUGGGGAGAGGGAAAGAGAAGCUGGGUCUGAUUCUGGUAAGAGAGACAUUAAAGCAAUAGCAGAGCUCUGCUUAGAUGUUACAGAUGCGGAGCUCAACCUUCCGGAUGAAGAUUACUUUGGUAAAGACGGGGAACCCCAUGUUUUAAAAUCUGGUCAUGUGAGAGAGAACACUUUCACAGCACACAUGCUUUCUAGUCAAGAAAAAGUCAGACAUUGUAGUGGUGUCUCGACUGCCUCUGUGGGACAUUUGUCUGAUACUAUGUCAGGCCGUAGCACCCCUGACUAUUUGAACUUUAAUGAUGGAUUGUGGGAUGGCUCCCCAAAAGUUGUGGCUAAUAUCUUAUGCAUCAUUCCCAAAUCUUCCAUUCCUACUCGUCUGGGGAUAAAUGAGACGUCCCUCAACCACGAGCCAUCCAACUCAAAACAUGUUGAUACAGAAGAUCAGAAACAGAAAGGUUCCAUCGAUGUUUCUGAUAACAAUCAUUGCAACCUAUCAUCAGUUAGCUCAUCAUCAGAUAUACAGUCCAGCGAUGUCUCACAGGUAGAUCAUCGGACAACUAGAGAACAGGAAACCAAUAUGGAGACUGAGAACUCUACGCCUAUAAACAAAGUGGCUGAUGUUAUUCAAGGCUUGCCUACACGUUCCACCACAUCCCAGUUGACAGAGCUGACAGACUUUAGUGACCCCCUGCUGGGCUACCAAAACACCCAAGAUGAAUCCAUUUUCCAGGCACCAAGUGCUCAUAAGAUUUCCUUGAAAGAGAUCAAGCAGACCAGGUACAAGAGGUUUCGCAAGGCUCUGGACGGUGUCCAUCUGUCCAUCUCUCCUUACCACAAAUACAAUGUGCCUUUCAUUGAGACAGACAAAGGGUCAAGGUGCUCUGUUAGAAAGUACCUGCCGGAAGAUAUUUUCUGGUCAAGCCUCUUUGACGGAGAAGCCGGACAGAGUUUGUCUAGAUCAUCCAAGUUUAUUGAUUCAGACCCAUCUGCUAGAUACCCUGCAAAGAACAACAUUGAAAUUGUGGAGCACCAUGCCUUGAUAACGUGUAAGCUGACGGAGCCAAUCAGAGAGAAUGAAACUCAGAAAUUAUUGGCUGACUUCCGUGCCAGAGGUGGACGUAUCCAUGUCCUGGAAGGACUGAGCAGCACUAAACAGAUUCAGACUGAAGGAGGGUUAAAAAAAAGCGAUGAUACAGGUCUAGAUUUCAAUGGCUUGUUGUGGGAAAAAAAGAUUGAUUGUUUAGACCCAGUGAACCACCAGAAGUUGAUGGUCCUGUUCAGCAGCUACUCUUACAAAUCAUCCAAUCAUCCUCAGCCGUGCGUGUAUCCAUGGAUAGUCACAAUGGAGUUUUAUGGUCGCAACGAUAUUACUCUUGGUGCCUUCUUAGAGAGAUUCUGUUUCCGCAAGCAAUAUGUCUGUCCAUCCGCUACUUGUGAAAGGCCAAUGACUGAUCACAUCCGAAGGUUUGUUCAUGGUAAUGCUUGCAUAAACCUGCUGCUGAAAAAACAUGAUAACGAGGAUCUGGGUGCCAAGGAGAACAUCCUGAUGUGGAGCUGGUGCAAGAAAUGUAAACAUAUGACCCCUGUGGUACCCAUUAGCAAUGACACAUGGAGCCUUUCCUUUGCCAAAUACCUUGACCUUCGCUUUCAUUCCACUUCCUUCUGGACAAGAGGAUCCUCUGAGGUCUGCACGCACUCAUUACAUCAUGACUAUCAUCAGUAUUUUGGUCACAGGAACAUCGUGGCCUCCUUCAGACACACGUACAUCUCACUGAAAGAACUCUCGCUGCCUCCAACUACUGUCACACUGCACCCUCCAACAUUUGAUGUUCUAGCUCUCGGUGAAACAGUCAAAGAAAUAACCUACAGGGCCACAGAGCGCUACAGUCUGAUGCUGGAGAGCAUGAUGAAAUUGAAGCAAGAGUUUAUUAGCGAGACACAGACUCGAGCCAUUGCUGAUAUCUUGGCAGAGCAACAGAUUGACAAAAAGAACUUUAGAGACUCUGCUACAAACAUUCAGAUGAAGAUACAAGAACUGAUACAUUCAGUCACUGUAGCAACAGCCAAUGGUUCUUAUGACUGUGACAUGACCUGCCAUCUCUAUUCCAUAUUUGACAAUAUUGUUCUGCUGAAAAGAAAAAUCUGUGAGGACAUCAUGAAGUGGAACUCAAGGGUGCAAGAAUUCAUGUCAAUCCAGCAAAAGAAAUCAAAGCCACCAGCAGCUAAAAAAGACAGAGACUCUGGAGCUUCAGCAAGUGAUGAGUUGGAAAAAUCCAUGAAAGUUGGUUUUGAACGAAGCACCAGUAAAGUUGUAACAACAGCAUCCUCUGGACUACCUCAGCCCUCACCGCUGUCACCUCCUGGCGGCGUGGUUACCAUCACACUACCAGCACUGGCAGCAUCACCUCCCUCUGCAGCGACAUCUGUUACCACAGCUACUACAACCACACAGGAAUCUUCAGUUGUGAAUGAGAAGACUGACAUGAUUAUUCCCACCAUCCAGUGCACAGAGGUCCCAUGUGUACCAACGUCAGCCCUCGGACAGCCAUCAACUGCAGCAGCUACUUCAGGACAGCAGCCUAACACACCAUCAGCACCCUUGGUAUCACCUGUGACACAGCAUAGCACUCCCCUGUCAGCCACUCUUCCUCCUGUAGGAUCUCAGUCUCUGUUAGCCCCAACGGAAGAGAUUGAAGACAGCACUGAUGGCUGGUUCCAAGAGUUAAAGGGAGUCACGCGACGUCUACUGUCCACAUCUUCUUUUGUUCCCAUUUCUUUACCAUUUGAGCUAAGUGAGCAUCACACGCUUCCAAUGUGUGAGCGAGUUCCUAUUAUCAUCUAUGACGGAGAGCCUAGUUCUAUCAUUGCAUAUGCACUAAGUUCUUCUGAGUACAGAUGCUGUGUCAGAGAAUUGCACAAUGCCACACGUAGAAACAGUUCAGAUCCUAACCUGCUCAGCUCACAACCCAAAGGCAAACAAGUGGAAACUACUUUACCAUUGGGUUCUGGAGGAGAGCUCACUAUAGAAGCAGGUCGAAAGUCCGGUGGGGGUGUGCUGUCCUUUCUCAGGGGCAGCUCACGCGAGCCCAGCCCCCACCACACCUCUGCACACCACCGGGUGGAAGCUGUCCGCUACAUCCCCGGGUCGGACUGGGGGGACAGCGGCGGCCACCUAGAUGACGUGGAUGCUUCCAUCUUGUCUGAUGAAGCCACUCCCUCCCCAGAGGAAAAGCCCAAAGUUGGCAGCACUGCACCUUCUCCACACAUUGAACUUCAGUUCUCUGACUCCUCUGCUAAGUUCUACUGCCGUGUUUACUUUGCUGACCAGUUCAGAAAGCUGAGGAAACAUCUCUUUCAAGGCAACGACAACUUGUUUAUCCGUUCUCUCAGUCGGUGCAAGACUUGGGAAGCCAAAGGUGGGAAGUCGGGAUUAUCUUUUUGUAAAACUGAUGACGAUAGGUUCAUCUUGAAACAAAUGUCAAACAUGGAGGUGGACUCGUUCGAGAAGUUUGGACCUCAGUAUUUCCAGUACAUCACAACUUGUACAACAGCUCAACAACCAACUGCCUUGGCAAAAAUUUUGGGUGUCUUUCGGAUAGGCUUCCGCAACUCACAGACUAACACUGCACUGAGGCAAGAUGUUCUGGUCAUGGAAAAUCUAUUCUAUAAUCGUAAGAUAUCACAGAAAUUUGACUUGAAAGGCUCUAUGAGAAACAGACUAGUCAAUACAGCCACCAAAAGGGCAGAGGAAGAGUUGGUCCUACUGGAUGAGAAUUUGUUGAAAAGCAGUGUCGAGUCCCCACUCUAUUUGAGGCCACACAGCAAGUAUGUCCUGAAGUCUGCCAUCACUAGCGACUCAACAUUCCUGUCUUCUAAUUUGGUGAUGGAUUAUUCCCUCCUGGUUGGUGUAGAUGAAACAACGCAGGAAAUGGUAGUUGGCAUCAUAGACUACAUUCGUACAUUUACUUGGGAUAAAAAGCUAGAGAUGGUAGUCAAGGCUUCUGGAAUACUUGGAGGUCAAGGUAAAAUGCCCACAGUAGUUUCCCCGCAGCUUUACAAAAGCAGAUUCCUCGAGGCAAUGGAUCGUUACUUCCUUCACGUCCCUGAUCAUUGGACAGGUCUUGGCCAGGACGCCCCAACCUGUCCCACCACAAUAGAAGUCUCAGAGGCCAAGCAGGUCAAGAAAUGAAGCAGCCUACAAAAGCAGUAGUCCAGGGAAAGUUGUAGCUAUGAUUUUUCUUGAGGUCCAUCUUCUGAUUAGUCAACCCUUUCUCCCGUUGAGGUCAAGACACUGAUUGAAGCCAAGACAGAGUUGAGGAUUUUCAUUAUGUUAUUUUAAAAAUGACUGUGAUAUUUUUUUGUCUAAUGAAAAUGUAUAAUAUAUAUGAAUGAAAUUAUAGAAUUGAGCUUGUUUGGUUAUCAAUGCUACUGCUCUGUAUCACUGUGCUUGUUUCUAUUUAUUUCUAAUGAUCAUCUAUCUCUUGUACUGAUAGUCAGUCUACAGCCAAGUGUUUUAUUUACCUAACAUAUUGUCCAGUUUGAUACCAGACAUUUUCUAUGAAAAUAAAUGUGUCUUAUUUCCACAAUUCCAACAUUGUUAUUUUCAUGGUAUUGUUAAACUCACUUUGAAAGCUGCAAUCAUUUUAAGAUGUAACAAGUAACUUUCUGCUGAUAGUUUGUUCCUGAAGGCAGUGUCAGUUUAUAAACAUAUACAUAUAAUUUUUAUUUUUCAAUUAUUUUCAUUGGUUUUAAACUCUAAUUAUCCUUCAUCCACUUCAUUUAAUUCUUUAUAAGUAAACUUAAGAGCCCCCCCCCCCCCCCCGAUAGAAACUGUGGUAUUGCAAUUAUUGUGAUAAUAAUAGUCUUUGGUUUGACUUUAGAUAAAAUCCAGGGCAAGCAUAACCAUUGUCCACCGGUGGUCGAUUAAGAUUUUCUUUUCGCCAUCUGUGUCUGUCCUCGGCAGCGAAUUUUCUUUUGGUCUCAAAUGUGUAUCCCGCGGCCUUCGUGAAUGACCUCCAGCAGUCUCAUUCUGAGGCCUCAUGCAACCAGGUGCUCUCUUCUAUGUCAGCUAAGACAAGUUGGCGCCUAAGCUGGUCUUUUAAGGGUUUCCAUGGAGCACCUCUGUUACGUCUACCACCUUUUAGCUCACCAAAAAAGACUGCCUUUGGCAUACCUUCAUCUCCCAUACGGGAUACAUGCCCUGCCCAGCAUAACUGCCUGUCCAUAAGAAGUCCCUCUAUACCGUCUCUAGCAGCAUUUAUUUAUUGAUAAAAUAGGCUGUCCAUAAACAAUGUAAUCAUAAAACUCGAGAGAGGAAAAGCUUGUAUUUUCAAAAUGAAAUCUUAGAAUGAGAUAAGAAGUCUGUGAGGCCCCUAGUUCUGAAUGGGGCUAGAAGUCUGUAGGGCCCUAGUUCUGAAUGGGGCUAGAAGUCUGUAGGGCCCUAGUUCUGAAUGGGGCUAGAAGUCUGUAGGGCCCUAGUUCUGAAUGGGGCUAGAAGUCUGUAGGGCCCUAGUUCUGAAUGGGGCUAGAAGUCUGUAGGGCCCUAGUUCUGAAUGGGGCUAGAAGUCUGUAAGGCCCUAGUUCUGAAUGGGGCUAGAAGUCUGUAGGCCCCUAGUUCUGAAUGAGGCUAGAAAGCUUGUUUCUAUCUUUGUACAUUAUGAUUUAUUGGUUGAUGGACAAAAUAACACAGCAGGAUGAUUUCCUCCCUUGAAUACUUUUGAUUUGGUCUUCUGGUCACAUCAUUGCAAAGGACAAAGUGGAAAUUAUGACCAGAUUUGGAUGACUUAUUAUACUGAACUGUUCUGGCUGACCCAGGUGUUAAUAUCCAUUACAACAGUGUGUCCCAAACGGUGUUCUGAUGAAGUUCCAAGAAUUACUGGAAUAAUUUACUAGUAGGCCACUACGUGAAGUAAUCUCUACAAAAAAAUAAAGUGUUCCACUAAAUACUCAGAAUAUGCAAAUUGUUCCGUUAGAGAAAAAGUUUGGGAAUGACUGCCUUACAACUAUACUUACAAUAAUAAUAAGUGUCUAAAGCCCCCAAAAAUGUUUUCAUUCUUUCAAGUUCAUAGAUACUAACGAAAGGAAUACUACAGAUAAGCUGCCAGUUACAACCUUUCAUAAUAUACAGAGAGCAUUUGAUACCAACAUGUCCAGUUUAUGUUGUGUAAUUAUUAUUAUAAGUUAUUUCAACCUUGUUGUUAUGAAUCCAGAUUUUAAGAGUUCUCAUUUUCAACAUUUUUUUAAAAAUCUUUGCUGAGCCUUAUUCUUCUCAUAAUGAGAGUUUAACAUUUUACAUUUAAUAAAAAAAAAAUGAUUAGGUUGAAGUCAGGCUAUUGAACUAGGAAUGGUAUCCCAUUGUUUAUCGGUUCUAAGAUAACAUUAAGAAAAAAAAAUUGUUAUAAUAUGAUUUUUUUGGAGGCUCGGUAGCUGAGUGGUAAAGCGCUUGACUUCUGAACCGAGGUCCUGGGGUUCGAAUCCUGGUAAAGACUGGGAUUUUUAACUUCGGGAUAUUUGGGUGCCUCUGAGUCCAGCCAGCUCUAAUGGUUACCCAACAUUAGUUGGGGAAAACUAAAGGCAGUUGGUCAUUGUUCUGUGAUUAAUUGACUCGUCCAAAUACUCUUUUGAUGGAACCUUAUGUUCAAGCUCUUUCAUACAGAUUUGCCAGACACUUGAAUUUUUGGUAAUAUAUUGAAACUCUGUUGCUGCUACCCCCACCUAUAUAUAUUUAUUUAUUAUAUUGACUGUUUUUCACUGUUGACUCUGUUGGAAACUGGCUAGAGGGUGCCUCGAUCAAACAAAAACUGUUUAGGGAACUACUAUGUUAAGAUUAUUUAAGAGAAAAGAUUUUACUGUACUUUUUCAUCUUUACACAUUUUCAUCCUUUUUUUUUAUAAACAUUACAGUGGUUUCUUAUGUAAACAUAACUUACAUUAUUAUUAUUUGAUUAAUGUUAUAAAUAUAAUACAAGUAUUUUUGAACAGUAUGAUUAUGGAACAUGACUCCUUCUGAGUUUGUGUGGACAAAUAGGAAAUUAGUUGCGACUGUGAGCCCUAAAAAAUUUGUGAGCCAGGGUUUUAUUUAGCUGAAUGAGAAAAUCAGGAAAAUAAAGUGGUUCAAAGCCAAAGAUUUUAUCAUCUUUGUGUCAACGUCAACAUCAGUAUAAUCAUCACAUAUAGGUGCCUCUUUAAUAGUAUGGAUUAACAUCAGUAUAGUCAUUAGAUGUAUGCGAACCUGUUUUGAGCUAAAUUUUUACAGGGUUUUAUUUUGUUGAAAUUUCUAAUGUGAAAUUUAUACAGUGUCAUUUAGUUAAGGAUGCAAGUUUAGGGCUAAGUUAUUAAUUAGUUUCUACAUUUUUUUUAGGGCACUAAAAAUUGUUUUGCUAUUACAGUUUAUAAAUCUUUUUAUUUAUCUGUUAUCUUUGAAUUCAAAUUAAAAGAAGACCAGUGUGCAAUAUUUGAAAAUAAACUUUACAAUCUA